Molecule: messenger RNA, 3307 nt
Organism: Esox lucius (northern pike)
Lineage: Eukaryota; Metazoa; Chordata; Actinopteri; Esociformes; Esocidae
Gene: gatb
Product: glutamyl-tRNA(Gln) amidotransferase, subunit B
Exons: 13
Coding region: 28-1692 (554 amino acids)
Biological process (GO): mitochondrial translation; glutaminyl-tRNAGln biosynthesis via transamidation
Molecular function (GO): glutaminyl-tRNA synthase (glutamine-hydrolyzing) activity
Source: RefSeq, a predicted model, not a curated record
CACAAUCCCUAAAACAGCAGGGCAAACAUGGCAGCCUCCUCUGCAGGAAUAGGUACACUGCUAUGUAAAAACAUCAACAAACAAAUAGAAAUAUUUUAUCCUACAAAUAGGAGGUACACUUGGUGUGUUAUAAGAAGAAUAUGCACGUCUAUCUCCCGAUUCCGGUGUCAAGGUCAAAUAAAAAGGAAAAGUGCCCCCAAAGAACUUGUAGGUGUGGUUGGCCUGGAGGUCCAUGCUCAGAUCCAAUCCAUCACAAAGCUGUUCUCCGGUUCCCAAGUCAGGUUCCAGGCGCCACCUAACUCCUUGGUGUCCUUCUUUGAUGCAUCCUUACCUGGCACUCUACCUGUGUUGAACAGACGGUGUGUAGAAGCGGCUGUGAUGACAGGCUUGGCCCUGGACUGUGUCAUCAACAGGAAGUCUCUCUUCGACAGAAAGCAUUACUUCUACGCUGACCUUCCUGCCGGCUACCAGAUCACCCAGCAGAGGCGGCCCAUCGCCGUGGACGGCACUCUUACCUACAGUCACCUGGGGGGCACUAGAAGAAACACGCUGAUCACCAAGAGUGUGCGGAUCAAACAGAUACAGCUGGAGCAGGACAGUGGCAAGAGCCUCCACGAUGACCGCCGGGGCCAGACCCUAAUUGACCUCAACCGGGCAGGUGUGGGUCUGAUGGAGCUGGUGAUGGAGCCGGAUAUGAGCUGCGGCGAGGAAGCGGCGGCGGCCGUCAGGGAGCUCCAACUCAUCCUGCAGGCCCUGGGGACCUGUCAGGGCCACAUGGAUGAGGGACAGCUGAGAGUGGACGCCAAUGUGUCCGUCCACCGUCCUGGGGAUCCAUGGGGCGUCAGGACCGAGGUUAAAAACAUCAACAGUGGCCGCAAUCUGGCCAGAGCCAUAGACUAUGAGAUCCAGAGACAGGUGGGCGUCCUCAAAAACGGCGGCACAGUGCAGAAUGAGACACGUUCGUUUGACCGCAAGUCAGGGCACACCCUUCCCAUGAGAGACAAGGAAGGCCUUCAGGACUACAGGUUCAUGCCAGAGCCCAACCUGCCUCCUCUGAUUGUGUACGACCGGCCCUCCACAGCUCCUCCUUGUGUCCACCCCAGCCAGGUGGUGGUUCUGGAGGAGGUGAGGGCCGGGCUGCCGGAGCUGCCUAGAGCCAGGAGGACAAGGCUGGUGGAGAGCUACGACAUCCUCCCCGAACACAGCUUCACCCUGGUGAAUGAAGACGGGCUGACAGACUACUUUGAGGCCGUUGUCAAGGAGACCAAGGCUGGACCGAGGAAGGUGAUUGGCUGGGUCAAUCAAGUGCUCCUGGGCCUACUCCAUCACCAUAGCUUGAGUGUCAGCCAGAGUCCAGUCACCCCUCAAAUGCUGGCCCAGCUACUGAACCUCCAGGAGAACGGACAAAUCUCUUCUUCUGUUGCAAAGCAGGUAUUCCAGGAGCUGUGGAGGGCACCAGGUAAGACGGCACAGCAAAUCAUCCAGGAGCAAGACCUGGGGAUCGUCAGCAACACCACGGAGAUCCACAGGAUCUGCCAGAAGGUGGUGGACUCACACCCAGACCAGGUCCAAGCCAUCCGUGGCGGGAACAAGAAGGUCCUGAACAAACUGAUGGGUCUGGUCCAGAAGGAGACAAAAGGCAGGGCUGACCCAGUCCUGGUCCGGUCUAUCCUGGAAGAGAAAACCUCCUGAGAACAGUCACACGCUGCUUGUGGUCACCUUGACAGUCUUCAAGGAGUGUUUCUCUUUUCUCCUGAUGUUAGAUUAACUAACUUUAGCCAGUUCUAUAUUAAUGGGGGUGGAAUCAUUGGAAGCGGAGCGUAUUACCGUAAAGCAACAACACCUGCGCUGGCUAAUGUCGGCUUGAGUUUGUGAUGGCUAUUUAAAGGGCCGUGGGUUUACAGUUUGACUUUCAAUGAGAAGUGACACUCUUCUUUAGCUUUUGUCAGACAGGUGAAUUGUUGAACUUGUCCAAGGGGCAACAGUAAUUCCAUCAUCCCAAAGACCACAUCAAAGUUACUCUGUCCUCUUCUCAAGAAGACAAACUAAAGACAUGUUUAUACCUGGUUCUGGAUUUCUCAGGUUUCUAGGCAGGUGUUGUGGAUGAAUAUACAUUGUGAUUAGACCUUACAAGUAAACAGACAAGAUCAGGAUGAAGGAUGCAUGAAUCGUAUGUCAUUUUCUCUUCUAGCACUGUAAUCAGCCCUCCAGCUGAUCUAUUGAAACGUCGUGUGCUAAAGUCAUAGAUAUUUACAUACUCAUUCUAUGUGCAUACUCUUAUGCCAUCUCACACUCCUGCUUCAUCUAAACUGUCAUGUGAAUGGGAUGGCAUAGUCAUUCUUCAUGAUAAUCACACUUAAGGAAUAGUGGUUCUGGAGUCCCGUAGCCGUUAGGAGCCCAAUGAACCCAGAUGACGGAUCUAAGCUAAUAGAAGGGAUGGUCCAUUAAGAGGCGGGUUGGGAGUUGUCCCAGAAGUCACCCUGCUGUUUUUAUGCCUGUCCUCCGGUAGCCCUGGAAUGGAUUAUGGGAGUAACGGAGGAAGGAAACACCAUAUGCAGUGCAGUGCCUCCUCUCCCGACACUUCAAGAUGGACAGAAAUGAUUUGGAUCUUUGUUUAGAGGACAAGUGGUGCGAUUGGAUGUAGCCAGCGCCCCCUCGUGGCCACAGACUGAAGACGUUUCUGAGACCUACCUGUCCUCUGCAACUGCAUCUUGGGAAAAAAUGGUGGAUGAAUGGGAGACAAACUAUUUCACCAUUCUGAAAUCACACAACUAUCCAGAAUAGAAUAUUACAGGUAGAAUUACCUGUACCGGAAGAUGAAUCUAAUCUAAAAGGGUGGUUUGGAGUCUGGAGCUUAGACCACCCUGGCCCAAGUCAUAUAAGUAGAGUAGGAGUUAAUCCAAUGUCCUUCCCCUUGUGUAGAUACACCUAAUUGACCUAAAUAGGCAUUAUUGUAUUGUAACACAUCACUGGGCUUAAAAAAAACAAUUUUGUGGCUGGCUGCUGUUCGAGUGCCUGCAAGGGGAGACCUAGAUUUAAACAGAAGCUGGGUCACCAUAUGAAAAAGUUUAAUAAAUCAGACUGGUGAAGUCCUUUGAACUUCAUUCGAAAAACAAAUGGGGUGGGGGGGGGUCUGAAAAAUCGAAGAUAUACUUAAAAAAAAAAGCGCUGUUUCUUUUAGGGUGAGAAGCUGUCAAAACAACAUUACUCAAUAAACAUCCACAGUAUGACAGAGAAAGAACACACAAUUACAUGUUUGUUGAAGAUGUGUCUUUAUUAAAAGAAUGCCUUGGUGCCUCUGACAUUA